Messenger RNA from Colletotrichum phormii, 654 nucleotides. Its product is annotated as ER membrane protein SH3. Lineage: Eukaryota; Fungi; Ascomycota; Sordariomycetes; Glomerellales; Glomerellaceae. The record is from RefSeq and is a predicted model, not a curated record. Bases 1 to 654 code for a protein of 217 amino acids. The transcript is spliced from 2 exons. Gene Ontology annotation, biological process: endoplasmic reticulum to Golgi vesicle-mediated transport. Gene Ontology annotation, cellular component: endoplasmic reticulum membrane.
AUGUCCGGCUGGGUCGAUCGGUCCAAGACCACCCAAUCGCCCAACUACCGCGGCUCAACCUCCUUUGCGACGUUCAUGAUCAUCGGGCCAACCUGCUUCUUCCUCGGCAUCCUCUUCGCCUCCUUCCCCUACGACUUCCCCCUCCUCUGGACCUCCGCCCCCGUCCCAGAAACCUUCUUCACCCACCUCGAAACCCACCUCAAAUUCAUGCACCAAUCCCCGCCCCUCAUCGGCCGCCUCCUCAACAUCAUCGUCUUCACCGGCUUCCUCGGCUUCUUCAUCAAACUCUUCCGCCCAUCAGAGGCAAACGUCCUCUUUGACGGCGCCUCCCUGGUCCUCUACCUCAUCGGCGUCGGCGUCUACAUCACCAACAUUGUCAAGGGUCUUCGCUCCGUGAGCGCGGGGAUCUGGGAUGACCCCAAUUUUACCGGGGAGGUGAAGGACGGUCCCGUCACGGGGGAGGUCAUCCUGGGAAAGGAGGAUAGCUUAAAGGUGCUGGCGGCGAGUAAUACCAUUUUGGCGCUCGUGUUGGUGGGUGUGUUGGUGUUGCAGGCUGGGCAGUGGUAUGCUGAGCGCAAGGACCGCGAGGACUUUGCGAAGCUUGAGAAGGAGGAGAAGGGGGCCAAGGGGUCUGCGAACAAGAAGAAGCAGUGA